GUGGCUGCUUCCUCCUCUCUGCUGCUUUCACCCCUCUAACAGGAAGAGAGAGAAAGAACAGGCGAGUGAGAGAGAGAGACAGACCAAGAUGAAUUCGACCAGCAAGCAGAUCUGAAUUUCCAUUGACGUGUUUCCGCACAUUUUGAAAGCAAAUGCAAAAUACAAAGUAGAGCCCCCAAAAAAGAGGAGUUUCACAAAGGUCAGUGGCCGGUAUGGCAACCUACCAGCCUUGGUACCAUGGCAAUAUUACUCGUUCCAAAGCUGAGGACCUGCUUUCCAAGGCAGCCAAAGAUGGAAGCUUUCUUCUACGGGACAGUGAGUCCAUACAAGGAGCCUAUGCCCUCUGUGUGUUAUAUCAGAAUUGUGUGUACACUUACAGAAUCUUGCCAAAUGAAGACAAGAAACUCUCAGUGCAGGCUUCAGAGGGCGUGCCCAUCCGCUUCUUCUCAGUGAUAGAUGAACUUGUGGAAGAAUACCACAAGGAGAACCUCGGGCUAGUGACUCACCUGCAAUUCCCAGUGCAGAAGGAGGAGGAGCCAGAGGAGGAGUCAGAGCCAAUAAACACACCUCCCCAGCUGCCCCCGAGGAAUUUCAGUGGUGGAACUUCAGUCAAUGAUGCCAAAGAUUCCCACUGCGAUUCCUCCAAAGGCCAUGAGCACGUCUGGGCUUCCAUUUCUGACACCUUCAUGCAGAGACUGCAGCACGUAGACAUGUCUAACGUCCCAGAGGAUCACCUAAAAUCCAUCCAGGAGUACUGCCGCACCUCUGUGUGUCUGGAUGCAGAGCAAGUGCAGAAUGGGAACCCCAGCCUGCCCCACCUGAAAAAGUUAACUCUUGGUAUCUGCAAAAACUUAAACAGUGAAAUCUCCCGCACAUUACCUACCCUGGAGGCCUUUCAGAAAGUACUGGAUCAACAGCUUUCACCUGGAGGUGGACGUCUAAGGAGCCAGGUUUCUGCUGAUUCAAGUAUAUCUGUGUCAUUCAGGCUUGAGCAGCUGACCAAGCUUCUAUAUUCAAUAGAAGAAAAGGCAAGAAAUGCUGUGUUUGAUUCAGUUGGAUAUGAUGGAGGCCACAGAAAAUCACUCAUACCACCUGUGACCUUUGAAGUCAAAUCUGAUAUUCUGAGCAUUCCAACCAAAAUGUACCUCAAAGUGGAUGUGGAGAGUGGGAAGGUGUACUUCAAGAAGUCCAAAGAUGGAUCUGAGGACAAGUACUAUGUGCACAACAAAAUCUUGCAGCUGGUGAAGUCGCAGAAGGUCCACAAUAAGCUGGUGAUAAUGGUGGAGACAGAGAAGGAGAAGACUGUGAGGAAGGAGUACGUCUUUGAUGAUUCAAAGAAAAGAGAGGGAUUUUGCCAGCUCUUACAGCAGAUGAAGAAUAAACACUCUGACAAACCAGAGCCUGAUAUGAUCACCAUCUUCAUAGGCACCUGGAACAUGGGAAAUGCUGGUCCCCCGCACAACAUUACUUCAUGGUUCCAGUCGAAGGGCCAGGGGAAGACCCGGGAUGACACUGCAGAUCACAUACCCCACGACAUCUAUGUGAUCGGAACUCAGGAGGACCCCCUUGGAGAGAGGGAGUGGAUUGAUAUCAUCAAGAGCUCUCUGAGGGACAUCACCACCAUCAGCUUCAAACAAGUAGCCAUUCAUACACUGUGGAACAUUCGCAUUGUUGUUCUGGCGAAACCAGAGCAUGAGAACCGUAUUUCACACAUCUUCUCGGACAGUGUCAAAACUGGAAUCGCCAAUACUCUGGGAAAUAAAGGCGCAGUCGGUGUGUCUUUUAUGUUCAACGGUACAUCCUUCGGAUUUGUCAACAGUCAUCUGACUUCUGGGAGUGAAAAGAAGCUUAGGCGGAACCAGAACUACAUCAGUAUUCUACGCUUCUUGAACCUUGGAGAUAAGAAGCUAAAUCCAUUUGACAUCACACAUCGGUUCACACACCUCUUCUGGUUGGGUGAUCUGAAUUAUCGCAUUGACUUUCCUUCAGCGGAAGCAGAGAACAUUGUGGGAAAGAUCAAGCAGCAGCAGUAUCAGGACCUCCUCUGCCGUGACCAGCUCAGCAUGGAGAGGGCAGAAGGGAAGGUCUUCUUAGACUAUGAGGAAGAAGAGAUAACAUUCGCCCCCACAUAUCGUUUUGAGAGAGACACACGUGAAAAGUAUGCCUACACGAAAGCCAAAGCCACGGGGACUAAAUAUAACCUUCCUUCCUGGUGUGACCGUGUUCUGCGCAAGUCCUACCCCCUGGUGCACGUUGUUUGUCAGUCUUAUGGGUGCACCAAUGACAUCAUGACAAGCGACCACUCACCUGUGUUUGCAACCUUUGAAGUGGGGGUGACAUCACAGUUUGUCUCUAAAAAUGAUCCAGACAACAUGUCUCAGGGUGGCAUUACAUUUAUGAAUUGCAUGGCCACCCUCAGAACCAAGUCCAAGACCAAGUUCUUCAUUGAGUACCACUCCAGCUGCCUGGAGAGUUGUGUCAAGCGCGAGGGGGAAAACCAAGAGCACAGUGAGGGGUCGAUAAAGGUUCGAUUUGCAGCACCAGUCGAGCUCACUCCCAUUAUCUCAGACCCAGAAUACCUUUUGGAUCAGCACAUCCUUAUCAGCGUGAAGUCCAUUGACAGCGACGAGUCUUAUGGCGAAGGCUGUGUGGCCCUGCGCUUAGCUGAGACCAGCCAGACAGACUUUUACAUCAUGCUGACACACCAUGGGGAACAGACGGGCACAUUGAGUGGGGGUGUUAAACUGCGAACCUCGGGGGGCAAGCAGACAGAGAAGCUGUAUGAUUUCAUCAAAGUGGAAAGGGAUGAUUCUGGAUGUCCCAAGGGCAGAGGCGGAGAAUUCUGCAACAAGCCUGCUCUUCCUCUCCCCACUGACAUCAGUAACCCCAAUUAUAUGGGGGUAGGUUAUAAAGCUGGGAGCCAGACUGAGAAGGGCUGGAGCUACAGCAUGCCCCCAAGGCCGAGCCCCCCUCCGGGGCACACGGGUAAGGACAUGUCCCCUGGUAAUCUCUCCCCCAAGAAGAUGGGUCAUGACCUGGCUGUUCGCAGUCCUUCAGCAAAGGCGUCAGAUCAUGUAACUGAGGAUGGGAAGCCCGCUGAGAUGUUCGACAACCCUCUCUACGGCUCCAUGACCAAGCCCAAGACAGCAGUGCGCGGCAAGGAGCAGGACCCCCAGCGCAAGGACCUGCUGACUCCACCGGAAGCUUUCUUCGCCUUCCCCAAGUCCUCGGAACAGGAGGCUGACCGCCCACCCCCUGUCCCAACACCCCGGAACCGCUCCUUCACCUGCACUGAGGCCAAAACACAGAGCCCCUCCACUCUCCAGCCCACUGGUCUGGCCAAAAAGCCUGUGGUGCCGUCACGCUCUGAAGCGGGCAUGAUGCCAGCCAAUAAGCCUCCUUUGCCAAUGAAGAUCCGUCCAGGGGACCCUCAGCCCAUCAGGCCCAGGGACUAUAGAGACAGCUCUGACCUCCCCAGCAAGGACAGGGUCCCUGCAAGGCCCAACAAGCCCCCCCCUAAAGAUGUGCAUCAUGAAGCAAGUGGAAAGAUGGGACGCCCAGUGAAAUGACAUGGUGUUGCUGGGCAGCCAUCAAAAUGUCAUGUGUCUUCCUUGCCAUCUUGGAGAAAAUAAGUAUGUGUGAUUCCUGUAUAUAAACAAAGACUUAGUAAACCAGAGCACAUCCAUCAACCAAAAAAAGCAAUUUCCCAGUUUUUCUCUUCCAGUAAAUACCUUGUUCAUGCUUUUCUGCUCUAUCAUAGAAUAGUAGCUUGUUUUGCUGAAACUCGGGACCAAAACAUGUUAAACGCGGACAUGUUGUUCAGAUGAAGUUAUAGGGCUGUCAUAAUGUAAAGAGUUUAUGUUUGCCUUGUCCAAUGACUGUGCUUUUCCAUGAAGAUUGCUGCCAUACAUUUUUAAUUGAAUGUAAUAUUUCUACAUAUUUAUGUGAUAUCCAAAACCUGUGAAAAUAAAAAAUGCUUUUCUUUCAUAAUGUGCAGUCAAAUUAGUAACUUUAAUAUUACCCCCAUUUUUAUGCCAAUCCCCUCACUUCUU
This is a messenger RNA of Megalops cyprinoides (Indo-Pacific tarpon), 4052 nucleotides long. It is a transcript of the gene inpp5d, whose product is annotated as inositol polyphosphate-5-phosphatase D. Gene Ontology annotation, biological process: phosphatidylinositol dephosphorylation. Bases 213 to 3569 code for a protein of 1118 amino acids. The transcript is spliced from 27 exons. The record is from RefSeq and is a predicted model, not a curated record. Gene Ontology annotation, molecular function: phosphatase activity. NCBI's taxonomy places the organism in Eukaryota, Metazoa, Chordata, Actinopteri, Elopiformes, Megalopidae.